AGUCAAGGUCUUUGGCAAGUCGAUGUAAGGCUUUGCACGUGAAUGUACCUGUGAACACACAUCCAGAUGAUUCUGAUGCAGGGAGGCAGGACUAUCAGAUAUUGGAUUCGUGUGUAUCAGGCGAAACUCACCGGAACAUUUCAAUGCUUUAAUGCUGAGGACAAAAUAACUGGUCUCCAUGUGAAGCUCUCCCAUGAUGCAACAUGUGCCCCCAGCACCAGCACUGACAAUGAUGGCCACACAGAGCGUCCCUCCACCAUCCUAUCAAGAGAGCCAACAGAUGACAGGCACUGCACAUCAGAACUCCAAGGCCCAGCAGGUCCACAUCUCAGCAUCUUCAGGCGCCGGGGCCGCCCCGCUCAGCGUGACCCUUGACCCGCAGGCCCAGCUGGAGUCAGACAAAAGGGCUGUUUACAGGCACCCACUGUUCCCACUGUUGGCUUUGCUGUUUGAGAAGUGCGAACAGGCUACACAGGGCUCAGAGUGCAUCACCUCAGCCAGCUUCGAUGUCGACAUUGAGAACUUUGUGCAUCAGCAGGAGCAAGAGCGCAAGCCUUUCUUCAGCGAGGACCCUGAACUUGAUAAUCUGAUGGUGAAGGCGAUCCAGGUGCUACGGAUCCACCUGCUGGAGCUGGAGAAGGUGAACGAGCUCUGUAAAGACUUCUGCAACCGCUACAUCACUUGCCUCAAGACUAAGAUGCACAGCGACAAUCUGUUACGCAAUGACUUGGGUGGCCCAUAUUCACCAUCACACACCAGCUUGCAGCAGGAUAUGAUGCAGACUUCCUCUUCCUCACUGUCAUCUGUGUCAAGCUCGGUUAACUCUUCAGGCAUUGCAGCCUGCUCAUUGCCUCAGAGCAAUGUCAACAUGACCAGCAUCAACUCACAGGUGGUGUCAGGUGGGGCCCUGUAUCAGCCAGUUGCUAUGGUGACUUCUCAAGGGCAGGUGUUAACUCAGACUCUACAGCAGGGGACCAUCCAGCUCCAGAACACACAGGUGAACCUGGACCUCGCCUCACUCUUGGACAGUGAUGAUAAGAAGUCGAAGAACAAGAGGGGAGUCCUUCCCAAACAUGCCACAAAUAUCAUGCGCUCCUGGCUCUUCCAGCAUCUCAUGCACCCUUAUCCUACAGAAGAUGAGAAAAGACAGAUUGCCGCACAAACCAACCUCACCUUAUUACAAGUAAACAACUGGUUUAUUAAUGCACGCAGGCGUAUUCUACAGCCCAUGCUGGAUGCCAGUAACCCUGAUCCUACUCCUAAAACCAAGAAGAUGAAGUCUCAGCACAGACCAACACAGCGUUUCUGGCCUGACUCCAUCGUGGCUGGUGUGCUGCAGACACAUGGCUCUCAUUCUGCUAACAAUUCAGACAGUUCCCUGGGUAUAGACAGCCUGCAGCCUCUCUCCUCUGACUCGGCCACUCUGGCUAUGCAACAGGCCAUGUUGGCGGGAGCCGAGGACUCCAUGGACGGCACAGAUGAUGAAGAAGAGGAAGAGGAGGAUGAGGAAGGAAUGGAGGAUGAGGAUGAAGAUGAAGAGGAUGAAAGGCACCUGUCCGUCAGGAGAGAUCUGCGCCUUGACCACAGCGAGGGACUGGAGUAGAGACAGAUGCAGGAAAUGACAUCACUGACCUGACAUGUUUUAAACCAUGCCCCAGAGGUUUCCAUUGGACACUUAAGUGCUUUGGAACUUUGAAUUAGACAAGGGAGAUUUGCAAAAUAAUGAGCUGUGAAUAAAUUACAAUAAUUACUGAAUUUAUUUGUACAAUUUAGGAAAAUUAAUGAAUGCACACACAUUGACCAUACAUUUAAAUGUUAUAUACUGGGAGAAUAAAUAGAAGCUUUAGUUAUAUUAACAAAAUCCUCUGUGUAAUGUUAAUGUUCAUGAAUCCAUAGCUUAUUUUGUCCCACUCAUCUCUUUCGCUUUUGGGUGAAACUCACAGCAUGAUAUUUUUUACACAUCAUUAACAGGGAACGUUAUCAUCCAUUUUUCCAGGUGGCUUUCUGGGCAUGAGUUUUCAAAUUGUAAUACUUUGCUAGCAUCAGUAUUCAAUACUGAGUUUUAAAAUAAUAAAAGAAAAGAAAGAAAAACAAACAAAAAAAUCAUUGUUAAAGACUCGACAACACAAAGCACACACCUUCAACUACGAUGCAUUUGCGCAGUUGCUUGAUAUUUAUGUUUUAGGUUUUCGAUCAACGAUGUUGCACUUGGGAGGAUUCUCAUUUGCCUGGAUGAUACAAUUCUGAAUGGCACUGAAGGCCAACUGCCUGGAACUUGCAGCCGACAAACUUUUCUCCUCAUGACAAAGAAAAUAUGGAGAGAGACAACAUGGCACAUUAAGCAUUUCAUUUAUGGAGGAAAAUAAACCAGUGGGUCCUUCCUGCCCUCAGACGUCUUUGUGAUGUUUACUCGAGAAAUACUGCAGGAAGGAAGUCAAUUUUACAGAGAAUUUCAGCUGCUGGAAGCCCUCUGCGAAUUUUUCUGUGAAGGACAGAAACUGUAAAGAUAUUCCUGAACGGUUUUGGUUUAAAUCAGUCUCCAGAAUAAAGCAGCUGUUUCCGAUGUGAUGUUUAGAGAUGAGAGAAGCUGUUAUUGAAUGUUAUUGGAGUCGGUCUUGUGAAGUACGUUUCUCAUUUUCUUUUUCUUGGUUGUUUUUAAAUGGUUCUUCCAGAGCAAGUAAUGAUAGGGGAAAUUUUUAUUUUGUUUGUACACAUUGUUGUCAUGAUCUAUUGUGUUUCAAUAGACCAUUUUUGAUAAUUAAAAGAGAUAAUUUUAGUGGAUGCGGUGUAGCGUUGCCUUCUUGUGUAACUUACUGUUUAUUGAUUUCUGGGUUAGGAAUGGAAAGGAUUCAUUACAUCCAGAGUGAAUAUCCAAGCCGAAUAACCUGCUCAUUAUUGCUUAUUUACUGUAU
Molecule: messenger RNA, 2912 nt
Organism: Tachysurus vachellii
Lineage: Eukaryota; Metazoa; Chordata; Actinopteri; Siluriformes; Bagridae
Gene: pknox2
Product: pbx/knotted 1 homeobox 2
Exons: 12
Coding region: 194-1603 (469 amino acids)
Biological process (GO): regulation of transcription by RNA polymerase II
Molecular function (GO): RNA polymerase II cis-regulatory region sequence-specific DNA binding; DNA-binding transcription factor activity, RNA polymerase II-specific
Source: RefSeq, a predicted model, not a curated record